AUCUGUUAUUAAAUAUUAUUCACACUGUUGCUUUAUCAUGUUUAGUAGUUUGUACAUAUGCUAGAUAAAUACAGUGUGGUUUUAGAUACAAUAUAUAGUUUGGAUAACUUUUUAUGUCUUAUAUCUUCAAAUAAGUGAUAAGGAAUAUGAUAGGACCAAUGCUCAGGAAAUCCCCAUCAUAUUGAGUAGAUCAAUUUCCUAGUCAAGACAGAGCACAAAGCAAGCAUGGCCAAAGAUGAUGACCAGGAGGACCUUUUGUUUGACACUUUGACAACCCAAAAGUGGCGCAAGCGGUUUCUUGCAACAAUAGGGCUUGUGUUCUUGUUGUUGUUGGUUGUUGGAAUGGUGUUCACUGGGAUUUACAUCGGUUACUACAGCAAAGAUAACCCUGAGCCACAGCCGUCAUCACUUCUAUGUCCUGGGCUGCCAGAUGCUUGCGUAUUUCAGUUGGUGGAGAGCAUUCCAGAGAAUCUGACGUACGCAGGGAAGUACCAGCCAUCUCAUGCCUCAACGUUCCAGGGCAUACAGCAGCUUAUUGCCAUGGCAACAGAUACCAUUGAGAUUGCAAGCUUCUACUGGACCAUGACCAACAACGACUUGCCUGUCCAGGACCCCUCGUCAUGGCAGGGUGAGCAACUCUUCAAGGACCUUGUGUUUGCAGGAAGCGUCAAGAAUAUCAAAAUCAGAAUUGUUCAGAGCAAGCCAGAGGGGGGUGGACCUGUCAACGAUACACUGUAUCUCGCGAAAAAUGCGAAUGCUGAUGUACGCACUAUCGACUUUGCUCACCUGUUUGGCAGUGGAAUUCUCCACACUAAGAUGUGGCUUAUUGAUCGCAAGCACUUUUACGUGGGCAGCGCCAACCUGGACUGGAGGUCAUUUACUCAGGUGAAAGAAAUGGGUGCCACCAUCCAGCAGUGUAGUUGCCUAGCAGCGGACAUGGGCAAGAUUUUUGACGCCUACUGGUACCUGGCUGUACCAGACGCUGCGGUUCCCAGCAAGUGGCCUAACAGCUUUAACACAGCAUACAAUGCUGACAAUCCCAUGGUGGUCGACUUCAACGGCAGCAACUAUCAGACAUUUCUGUCCAGUUCUCCACCACCUUUGUGUCCCUCGGGAAGAGAAAAGGACGGUGAUGCAAUUGUAGGGAUUAUAAAUGAGGCUCAACAAUACAUCCAUAUAGCUGUGAUGGACUAUUUUCCAACCACACAGUUCACAAAACCUAGAACCUAUUGGCCAGUUAUUGAUGAUGCCUUAAAGGCUGCUGCCUUCAACAGACGAGUCCAAGUUCGACUUCUAGUCAGUUACUGGAACAACACGUGGAACGAAAUGUUCCUGUACCUGCAUUCCCUACAGGACCUCCAGACAUACAAACCUUUCCUUAAGAUUAACAUUGAUGUGAAACUGUUUGUCGUCCCUGCUUACACUGAUGCUCAAAGAAACAUUCCAUUUUCUCGUGUUAACCACAACAAGUAUAUGGUGACCGAGAAGACUGCAUAUAUUGGCACUUCCAACUGGUCUGGAGACUAUUUCAUUACCACAGGUGGUAUAGGUCUUGCAAUCCAUGGCAGCAGCCUGGGUAACCAUAGCGAUAUUCGACAACAGCUGGAAGACGUCUUUCAAAGGGACUGGUACUCUGAGCACGCAUUCUCCCUUGACCAUUUCAACAACACCAUGUCUUGAUGUAUACCAGCUUUAUAUAAGAUCAAAAUGUAGUGUUCUGUAAAGUUAUAAUAUACCUUUGUUCUUAUAAUUAAGAUGAUUAGUUUAUGAUUUAUUAAGUAUAUGGGCUAUUCAUGAUGUUUUUAUGAUACAAAGUUCUGUUGUUGAAAUGUUGGCUUAUAAUGGUUAUAUUUUUAUGCCCCCAGUAGGGUGGCAUAUAGCAGUUGAACUGUCUGUCAGUCAGUAUGUCAGUGUGUAUGUCAGUGUGUCCGUCGGUCCAGAAAAAAACUUUAAUGUUGGCCAUAACUUUUGCAUUAUUGAAGAUAGAAACUUGAUAUUUGGCAUGCAUGUGUAUCUCAUGAAGCUGCACAUUUUGAGUGGUGGAAGUUCAAGGUCAAGGUCAUCCUUCAAGGUCAAAGGUAAAAAAAAAAUAAUUUCAAAGCUGCCUUCUCAUGAAGCUGCACAUUUUGAGUGGUGGAAGUUCAAGGUCAAGGUCAUCCUUCAAGGUCAAUUUUUUUUUCAAAGCGGCGCAAUAGGGGGCAUUGUGUUUAUGACAAACACAUCUCUUGUUUUACAUUGUAAUAAAGAUUGUAUGUUAAGUAACUGUCUUAGGUGAAUACAUCAGCAUGUAAUUACAUAGGAACAAAUGUACUGAUUAAUGGUGAUUUAUAUAAAUCUUGCGCUUAUUUUCAUAACGUCACAUUUAUAAUAACUUCUAUAUUUAAUCUAUUCAAUUUCAGCUUUUGUUGUUCAAUCAAAGCUUUGUUGUUCUAAGCUUUAUUGAUUGGUAUGUCUUGCCAAAGUUAUUUAAAAUGCAUAUUUGAAGAUAAAUUCAAUAUCAAAGAAAUUAAACUUUAAGUUACUAACCAUUUAUCUGUUGUGCCUUAGAUAUUGCAGGUAUUUAGAAUGAUCAUGAACAUAAGGGCAAUCUUUGAUGAAUAUUUUUAAACGAAUUUCAGUUUUUAAAAAAUGCCAUUGAAGAUAAGAUCAAUAUGUUCUCAGGGAAGUCACUAAUAAGCCUACCUUAGGUGAUUAUAUGUAAAUGUGGCGUGCUCUGUGAAAAACGGGUUUAAUGCAUGAGCGUAAAGUGUCCUCCCAGAUUAGCUUGUGCAGUCCACAAACGCUGAUCAGGGAUGACACUUUCUGCUUUUAUGAUAUUUUGUUUAGGGGGAAAGUGUAGUUCCUGAUUAACAUGUGCAGACUGCACAGGCUAAUCUGGGACGACACUUUACGCACAUGCAUUAAACACCUUUUCACAGAGCACGGCUCAAAUAUAAGAUGUGCUAUUUUGGUGGUCUAUUCAUUGAGUAAAUGUGCUCACCUUUUCUUUUUUCUUGAGGAUUGUGCAAUGUUUGAAUACAGGUCUAUACAUACAAAAGAAUUUAGUGAUCUCAUGUUUUAUAUAUGUCACAUGAUUAUUAAGUUAUAUUCGGUAAUUAUUUAUGCACAUGUGCAUAAUGUACCUAAAUGUUCAAAAUUUAAAUACAUUUUAUAUAAAAUGUUAACAUAUUGCUAUGAUACUGAGACAUUCAAAUUUCAUGGAUGUUAAAAGUGAUGAUAUAAGUUAACUUUCCCUUUGAAGUUACAUACUAAUUUCCACAUAAUAAUAUUAAUGUACAUAUUGAUGUUUGUGUUUCUGUUUAUAUUUGUCUUGUAUUGGGUCUCCAUGCUUGUUGUUAAUAGUGCCAACUAUGCAAUAAUGUAAAUUCAUUUAUUUGUACUUUUCAAAAUAAAAUAUUUCAGUUUCCUUUUA
Dreissena polymorpha is the source of this 3412-nucleotide messenger RNA. Its product is annotated as 5'-3' exonuclease PLD3-like. The record is from RefSeq and is a predicted model, not a curated record. The coding region runs from base 226 to 1680 and encodes 484 amino acids. Lineage: Eukaryota; Metazoa; Mollusca; Bivalvia; Myida; Dreissenidae. The transcript is spliced from 10 exons. Gene Ontology annotation, molecular function: catalytic activity.